Molecule: messenger RNA, 942 nt
Organism: Diplodia corticola
Lineage: Eukaryota; Fungi; Ascomycota; Dothideomycetes; Botryosphaeriales; Botryosphaeriaceae
Product: ribonuclease p complex subunit pop2
Exons: 3
Coding region: 1-942 (313 amino acids)
Biological process (GO): tRNA processing
Cellular component (GO): nucleolar ribonuclease P complex
Molecular function (GO): RNA binding
Source: RefSeq, a predicted model, not a curated record
AUGUUCUACGACCUGAACCUCCCUUGGUCCGCAAAGGAUCCCGAGCUGCCGCGCACCGUUGCGUUCCUCGCUGAUCUGGGCUACAAUGUCGUCGCCCUGUCCCAUACGCUGUCCGGCAAGCUCCCCGCCGACUUGACCUGUCCGAUUCUCGAUCCGCUGCCGUUCGCCGUCCCCAAGAACGUCCGCAUCCUGCGCCGCUGUACCCUCGUCCUCGCCGACCCCGCGCAGAACCACCGCAUCAACAACCUCGCCCAAACAUAUGACAUCCUCGCUGUAAGACCCGUCGAUGAGAAGACGCUGCAACAAGCAUGCCAGUCGCUGGACUGCGACAUCAUCUCCAUGGACCUGACCCAGCGCCUUGGUUUCUUCUUCAAGUUCAAGAUGCUGUCGCAAGCCAUCGAACGCGGCGUCAAGUUUGAGAUCUGCUAUGCGCCCGGCAUCCUGGCAAAGGACAGCUCCGCGCGGAGAAACCUCAUCAUGAACACCACGCAGUUGAUUCGCGCCUCGAGAGGUAGGGGUCUGAUAAUAAGCAGCGAGGCCAAGUCGGCUCUCGGCUGCCGAGCACCUUGGGACGUGGUCAACCUUGCCGCCGUUUGGGGCCUGGGUCAGGAGCGCGGCCACGAGGCUGUAUCCAAAGAGGCUCGCGCUGCCGUCGUUAGCGCCCAGAUGAAGCGGACUAGCUUCCGGGGCGUCAUCGACGUUGUGUAUGGCGGCGAGAAGCCCGAGAAGAAAGAAGCGCAAGUCAAGAACAAGCAAGAAAGUCAAAAGCGUAAAGCUGAGGGCAUGGCAAAGGGCUCUGAGAACGCCGCCGAGCAGAGCAAAGUCCCGUCAAAGAGCCAGCUUAAGAGGCAGGCCAAGAAAGCACGCCUUGAAAGCACCAAGCCCACCCAGCCUGGUGACGACAAGAAGACUGUAGCCGCAGAGCCCAUGGAUACAUCUUGA